Molecule: messenger RNA, 695 nt
Organism: Oncorhynchus nerka (sockeye salmon)
Lineage: Eukaryota; Metazoa; Chordata; Actinopteri; Salmoniformes; Salmonidae
Product: F-box/LRR-repeat protein 8-like
Exons: 3
Source: RefSeq, a predicted model, not a curated record
UAUCGCACUGCAAUAGAUCCCGCUACUCUCUGCAUCUACAGGUGUGAGACCGGGGAACAGGAGGACCCUGCUCUGCAGCAUUUCUCCUCUCUCCUGCCAUUGGUCCGUCACCUGAAGAUCAACGUCAGUUCGCUGAGCGAUCCAGCCAAUCGCAACGCUGCCCUGUCCGUCCUCCGCCUGGCCACCAGCGGUCCCCUGCGAACCUUGUCCCUGUCCUGUUCUGGAGGAGUCCCUCUCUUCUACUCAGGUCACGACCUGGAGGAAGGGCUGGAGGCCGCUCUCACUGCAUCUCCGGAACACGUGGGAGGAGCCUUCCUCUCCCACUUGGACCUGAGGGGCGUGCCCUUCACCCUCAGCCAAUCCCUGGUGAGGGUCUUGGCCCGGCAGAGCCCCAACCUGAGGAGUCUAUUGGUCAACAAUCAGACACUGGUGUGUAAAGUGGAGCCAGAGGCUGUGGUGGAGGUACUGGGACUGUGUCCACUUCUCAACACGCUAGGGCUGUUCUAUACCAGCCUGUCCCAGAAGGUGGUGGAUGAGCUGCUGUUGCCUCAACGCUGCCCCCUCCUGGCCAUUGAGUUGUACUGCGAGCGCUUUGCCAAAUACAUCCCCCCUCUGGAGGACAGCGUGUGGGCUGGACUGAAGCACAGACACCCGGGGUUAAAGGUCAGUUAAAGGUGCCUUGAGGAGGAAACUCC